GAAAAGAUGGCACAGGCACUGCUGGUACCCCCAGGACCUGAAAGCUUCCGCCUUUUUACUAGAGAAUCUCUUGCUGCUAUCGAGAAACGUGCUGCAGAAGAGAAAGCCAAGAAGCCCAAAAAGGAGCAAGAAGACGAUGAGAACAAACCAAAGCCAAAUAGUGACUUGGAAGCUGGAAAAAACCUUCCAUUUAUUUAUGGAGACAUUCCUCCAGAGAUGGUGUCAGAGCCCCUGGAGGAUCUGGACCCGUACUAUAUCAAUAAGAAAACCUUUAUAGUAUUGAAUAAAGGGAAGGCAAUUUUCCGAUUCAGUGCCACCUCUGCCUUGUAUAUUUUAACUCCACUAAACCCUGUUAGGAAAAUUGCUAUUAAGAUUUUGGUACAUUCUUUAUUCAGCAUGCUUAUCAUGUGCACUAUUUUGACCAACUGUGUAUUUAUGACCUUGAGUAACCCUCCAGACUGGACAAAGAAUGUAGAGUACACAUUCACAGGAAUCUAUACCUUUGAGUCACUUAUAAAAAUCUUGGCAAGAGGGUUUUGUUUAGAAAAUUUUACAUUCCUUCGGGAUCCAUGGAACUGGCUGGAUUUCAGUGUCAUUGUGAUGGCAUAUGUCACAGAGUUUGUGGACCUGGGCAAUGUCUCAGCGUUGAGAACAUUCAGAGUUCUCCGAGCCCUGAAAACAAUUUCAGUCAUUCCAGGUUUAAAGACCAUCGUAGGGGCCCUGAUCCAGUCGGUAAAGAAGCUGUCCGACGUCAUGAUCCUGACUGUGUUCUGUCUAAGUGUGUUUGCCCUCAUUGGGCUACAGCUGUUCAUGGGUAACCUGAGGAAUAAAUGUUUGCAGUGGCCCCCAAACGAUUCUGCAUUUGAAACCAACAUCACUUCCUACUUUAAUAGCACAGUGGAUUCAAAUGGAACAUUUGUGAAUGUAACCGUGAGCACAUUUAACUGGAAGGAUUACAUUAAUGAUGAGAGUCACUUUUAUGUUUUGGAUGGACAAAAUGACCCUUUACUCUGUGGGAAUGGUUCAGAUGCAGGCCAGUGUCCAGAAGGAUACAUCUGUGUGAAAGCUGGUCGAAACCCAAACUACGGCUAUACAAGCUUUGACACCUUUAGCUGGGCUUUUUUGUCUCUCUUUCGCCUUAUGACUCAAGAUUACUGGGAGAAUCUUUACCAGUUGACAUUACGUGCUGCUGGAAAAACAUACAUGAUCUUCUUUGUCCUGGUGAUUUUCUUGGGCUCUUUUUAUUUGGUGAACUUGAUCCUGGCUGUGGUGGCCAUGGCUUAUGAGGAACAGAAUCAAGCCACCUUGGAAGAAGCAGAGCAGAAAGAGGCUGAAUUUCAGCAGAUGCUUGAACAGCUUAAAAAGCAACAGGAAGAAGCUCAGGCUGCAGUCGCAGCAGCAUCGGCUGCUUCAAGAGAUUUCAGUGGAAUAGGUGGGUUAGGAGAACUACUAGAAAGUUCUUCAGAAGCAUCAAAAUUAAGCUCCAAGAGUGCUAAGGAAUGGAGGAACCGAAGAAAGAAAAGAAAACAGAGGGAGCACAUUGGAGGAAACAAAGGAGAGGGAGACAGGUUUCCAAAAUCGGAAUCAGAAGACAGUGUCAAAAGACGAAGCUUCCUGUUCUCCAUGGAUGGAAAUCGGCUGACUGGUGAGACGAAAUCCUGCUCUCCUCACCAGUCUCUGUUAAGCAUCCGUGGCUCCCUGUUUUCUCCAAGGCGCAACAGCAAAACAAGCAUUUUUAGCUUCAGAGGUCGUGCAAAGGAUGUGGGUUCGGAAAAUGACUUUGCUGAUGACGAGCACAGCACAUUUGAAGACAGCGAGAGCAGGAGAGACUCACUGUUUGUGCCACACAGACAUGGAGAGCGACGCAACAGUAACGUUAGUCAGGCCAGUAUGUCAUCCAGGAUGGUGCCAGGGCUUCCAGCAAAUGGGAAGAUGCACAGCACUGUGGAUUGCAAUGGUGUGGUUUCCUUGGUGGGUGGACCGUCAGCCCUGACGUCACCUACUGGACAACUUCCACCAGAGGGCACCACCACUGAAACAGAAGUAAGAAAGAGAAGGCUAAGUUCCUACCAGAUUUCAAUGGAGAUGCUAGAAGACUCCUCUGGAAGGCACAGGACCAUGAGCAUAGCCAGUAUCCUGACCAAUACCAUGGAAGAACUUGAAGAAUCUAGACAAAAAUGUCCACCAUGCUGGUACAGAUUUGCCAAUGUGUUCUUGAUCUGGGACUGCUGUGAUGCAUGGUUGAAAGUAAAGCAUCUUAUGAAUUUAAUUGUUAUGGACCCAUUUGUUGAUCUCGCAAUUACCAUUUGCAUUGUUUUAAAUACUCUUUUUAUGGCUAUGGAGCACUAUCCCAUGACAGAUCAAUUCAGCAGUGUAUUAACUGUAGGAAACCUGGUCUUCACGGGGAUCUUUACAGCAGAAAUGGUACUGAAGAUCAUUGCCAUGGAUCCAUAUUAUUAUUUUCAAGAGGGCUGGAAUAUCUUUGACGGGAUUAUUGUCAGCCUAAGUUUGAUGGAGCUGGGCCUCUCAAAUGUGGAGGGACUGUCUGUACUACGAUCGUUCAGACUGCUUCGAGUUUUCAAGUUGGCAAAAUCCUGGCCCACACUAAAUAUGCUCAUUAAGAUCAUUGGCAAUUCUGUAGGGGCCUUGGGUAACCUCACCUUGGUACUGGCCAUCAUCGUCUUCAUUUUUGCCGUGGUUGGCAUGCAGCUCUUUGGCAAAAGCUACAAAGAAUGUGUCUGUAAGAUCUCCAGCGACUGUGAGCUCCCACGCUGGCACAUGAACGACUUCUUCCACUCCUUCCUGAUCGUGUUCCGCGUGCUAUGUGGGGAGUGGAUAGAGACCAUGUGGGACUGUAUGGAGGUCGCUGGCCAAACCAUGUGCCUUAUUGUUUUCAUGUUGGUCAUGGUCAUUGGAAAUCUUGUGGUUCUGAACCUUUUUCUGGCCUUAUUAUUAAGUUCAUUUAGUUCAGACAACCUUGCUGCUACUGAUGAUGAUAAUGAAAUGAACAAUCUCCAGAUUGCCAUAGGAAGGAUGCAAAAGGGAAUCGAUUAUAUAAAAAACAAGAUAUGUGAAUGUUUCCAACGAGCCUUUUUCAGGAAGCCAAAAGUUAUCGAAAUCCAUGAAGGCAACAAAAUAGACAGCUGCAUAUCCAACAACACUGCAAUUGAAAUAAGCAAAGAGUUUAAUUAUCUAAAAGAUGGGAAUGGAACUACUAGUGGUGUAGGUACUGGAAGUAGUGUUGAGAAAUAUGUAAUUGAUGAAAAUGGCACAUCGUUCAUAAACAAUCCCAGUCUCACAGUGAUAGUGCCAAUUGCUGUCGGAGAGUCUGAUUUUGAAAAUUUGAAUACAGAAGAGUUCAGCAGUGAGUCAGAAUUAGAAGAGAGCAAAGAGAAACUAAAUGCAACAAGUUCGUCUGAAGGAAGCACAGUUGAUAUUGCUCCACCCCGAGAAGGUGAACAAGCAGAAAUUGAACCUGAGGAGGAUAUGAAACCAGAAGCUUGUUUUACUGAAGGCUGUAUUAAGAAGUUUCCAUUUUGCCAAGUAAGUACAGAAGAAGGCAAAGGAAAAAUCUGGUGGAAUCUUCGAAAAACCUGCUACAGUAUCGUUGAGCACAACUGGUUUGAAACGUUCAUUGUCUUCAUGAUCCUGCUCAGCAGUGGUGCUUUGGCAUUUGAAGACAUAUACAUUGAACAACGAAAGACUAUCAAAACGAUGCUAGAAUAUGCUGACAAGGUCUUCACUUACAUAUUUAUUCUGGAAAUGCUUCUCAAAUGGGUAGCCUAUGGAUUUCAAACGUAUUUCACUAAUGCCUGGUGCUGGUUGGAUUUCUUGAUUGUUGAUGUUUCAUUGGUUAGCUUAGUAGCCAAUGCUCUUGGCUACUCAGAACUUGGUGCCAUCAAAUCACUGCGAACACUAAGAGCUUUAAGACCUUUAAGAGCCUUAUCUCGAUUUGAAGGCAUGAGGGUGGUUGUGAAUGCUCUUGUUGGAGCAAUUCCAUCUAUCAUGAACGUACUGUUGGUUUGUCUCAUCUUCUGGCUGAUAUUCAGCAUCAUGGGUGUGAAUUUGUUUGCUGGCAAGUUUUACCACUGCGUUAACAUGACAACGGGUGACAUGUUUGAUGUUAGUGAAGUCAAUAAUUUGAGCGACUGUAAGGCUCUUGGCAAACAAGCUCGAUGGAAAAAUGUGAAAGUGAACUUUGAUAAUGUUGGCGCCGGCUAUCUUGCAUUGCUUCAAGUGGCCACAUUUAAAGGCUGGAUGGAUAUUAUGUAUGCAGCUGUUGACUCACGAGAAGUAACCCAGCAGCCCGUAUAUGAAGAAAAUCUAUACAUGUAUUUAUAUUUCGUCAUCUUUAUAAUCUUUGGGUCAUUCUUCACUCUGAAUCUAUUUAUUGGUGUUAUCAUAGAUAAUUUCAACCAGCAAAAAAAGAAGUUUGGAGGUCAAGACAUCUUUAUGACAGAGGAACAGAAAAAAUAUUACAAUGCAAUGAAGAAGCUUGGAUCUAAGAAACCUCAGAAACCCAUACCUCGACCAGCAAAUAGAUUCCAAGGGAUGGUUUUUGAUUUUGUAACAAGACAAGUCUUUGACAUCAGUAUCAUGAUCCUCAUCUGCCUCAACAUGGUCACCAUGAUGGUGGAAACUGAUGACCAGAGCAAGUACAUGACUCUGGUCUUGUCUCGGAUCAACCUUGUGUUCAUUGUCUUAUUCACUGGAGAAUUUGUGCUGAAACUUAUAUCCCUCAGAUACUACUACUUCACCAUAGGUUGGAACAUCUUUGAUUUUGUGGUUGUGAUUCUCUCCAUUGUAGGAAUGUUUCUGGCAGAGAUGAUAGAAAAAUAUUUUGUGUCCCCGACCUUGUUCCGAGUGAUCCGACUUGCAAGGAUCGGCCGAAUCCUGCGUCUGAUCAAAGGAGCAAAGGGAAUCCGCACGCUGCUCUUUGCGUUGAUGAUGUCGCUCCCUGCGUUGUUUAACAUCGGCCUCCUGCUCUUCCUCGUCAUGUUUAUCUACGCCAUCUUCGGAAUGUCCAACUUUGCUUAUGUUAAAAAGGAAGCUGGAAUUGAUGACAUGUUCAACUUCGAGACCUUUGGCAAUAGCAUGAUCUGCCUGUUCCAAAUUACCACCUCUGCUGGCUGGGACGGCUUGCUGGCACCUAUUCUCAACAGUGCACCACCUGAUUGUGAUCCUGACACAAUUCACCCUGGCAGCUCAGUUAAGGGAGACUGCGGUAACCCAUCUGUUGGGAUUUUCUUCUUCGUCAGCUACAUCAUCAUCUCAUUCCUGGUGGUGGUGAACAUGUACAUCGCUGUCAUCCUGGAGAACUUCAGUGUUGCUACUGAGGAAAGUGCAGAGCCCCUGAGUGAGGAUGACUUUGAGAUGUUCUAUGAGGUUUGGGAGAAGUUUGACCCCGAUGCGACGCAGUUUAUCGAGUUUGCCAAACUCUCUGAUUUCGCAGCUGCCCUAGAUCCUCCCCUUCUCAUAGCAAAACCCAACAAAGUCCAGCUCAUUGCCAUGGAUCUGCCCAUGGUCAGCGGUGACCGCAUCCACUGCCUCGACAUUUUAUUUGCCUUUACCAAGCGUGUUUUGGGUGAGAGUGGAGAGAUGGAUGCCCUCAGAAUACAGAUGGAAGAUCGGUUCAUGGCAUCAAAUCCUUCCAAAGUCUCCUAUGAGCCCAUUACAACCACUUUGAAACGCAAACAAGAAGAGGUGUCUGCUGCUAUCAUUCAGCGUAAUUUCAGAUGUUAUCUUUUAAAGCAACGAUUAAAAAAGGUCUCAAGUGAAUAUAACAAAGAGAUGAUCAAGGGGAGGAUUGAUUUACCUAUCAAAGAAGACAUGAUUAUUGACAAGUUAAAUGGGAAUUCCACCCCAGAAAAAACAGAUGGAAGUUCUUCUACCACCUCACCUCCUUCCUAUGAUAGUGUAACAAAACCAGACAAAGAAAAGUUUGAGAAAGAGAAACCAGAGAAAGAAAGCAAAGGAAAAGAGAUAAGGGAAAAUCAGAAGUAA
This is a messenger RNA of Elephantulus edwardii (Cape elephant shrew), 6003 nucleotides long. It is a transcript of the gene SCN3A, whose product is annotated as sodium channel, voltage-gated, type III, alpha subunit. The record is from RefSeq and is a predicted model, not a curated record. Lineage: Eukaryota; Metazoa; Chordata; Mammalia; Macroscelidea; Macroscelididae. Gene Ontology annotation, molecular function: protein binding; voltage-gated sodium channel activity. Bases 7 to 6003 code for a protein of 1998 amino acids. Gene Ontology annotation, cellular component: axon; voltage-gated sodium channel complex; plasma membrane. Gene Ontology annotation, biological process: neuronal action potential; membrane depolarization during action potential; sodium ion transmembrane transport. The transcript is spliced from 27 exons.